AUGUCCAAGACUCUGGAAAUGAAGAAUGAACUGCAAAUCCUCGUUGGCCUACCAGAGGCAAUUGUGCAGGAGGAGUUGAAAACAUCACUAAAUGGACUGAAGAAGAGGAGGGUGCAAUUUGAGAAAGUCACACAGAACUGUGAACAUGCAUCCAGACAUAACCAGGUAGAGGCCGAACUCACAGAGGAGCACAUGAAGAAGGAGUUUGAGAGCCUUCACCAGUUUUUGAGAGAGCAGGAAGCAGCCAGGCUGCUCGUCCUCAGGGAGGAACAGAAGGAGAAAAGGAGAGAGGCAGAAAAACAGGUAGACGAAAUGAAUCAGCUGAUAACAUCUCUGGAGGAGAAGGUACAACUGGUGGAAGAGGAGCUAGAUGCAGGAGGAGAAGGGGCUGGAUUUUUAAAGCAAUACCAAGACACAAUGAAUAGUACCUGUACAGGUGACAGGGAACCACAGAAGGUUUGCAGACCUCUGAUCGAUGUGGCCAAACACCUGGGAAACCUCCAGUAUGCUGAAUGGGAGAAGAUGAAACACAUUGCCCCCUACACUCCUGUGACCCUUGACCCCAGGACAGCAGGCCAGUCUCUGAGGGUGUCUCCCGGGUUAAACAGUGUCCAUUUCACCCCUGGACCCUCACAGUGUCUGGAUGUCCCAGCUGACCCAGAAAGUUUCCACCCUCAUUCCUGCAUCAUGGCAAGAGAGGGCUUUGAAUCAGGAGUGCACUGUUGGGAUAUUGAGGUUGGUGACACCAACAGUUGGGCAGUCGGUGUGGCUGCUCACUCAGUGUCCAGAGGUGCAGAUAUGAUGGCCUGUCCCGAGGCAGGACUCUGGUGCAUCAGCCUGCGAGAAGGAGAGUACCUGGCUCUGACCGCUCCCACUCAGAAACUCAACCCACAACACCUCUCUAAGCUCUGUGUGAGGCUGGACUGGGAUGAAGGGACGCUUGCAUUCUUGAACACUGAUACUGAAACACAUAUUUUCACGUUUAAACAUUGCUUUACUGAAAAGGUGUACCCAUACUUUGAGAGUACAUCGUUGUAUGGGGGCUUUUCAGUGUUGGCUCAGAGAGUGAAGGUCAGCCUGGGGUCAGAUGAUGUCCCUGAAGAGGACACUGCUAUCCUUGAGGAGGAUCAGGUGAUAACAAAUGACUCCUGGAAACAGGGAGACAUUAACGCUCUUUCAACAAACAACAACGGCAAGAAGUGUGAACGUCUGAAUGAAGACAAGAAAUCCAAACCUCAGGGGGGCACCUUGAAGAACCAUAUCAUUAAAACAAAACCCGCUGAGCAAAAUUCAAAAGAUAAAACCAAAAAACAGAGCACCAAACCCAGGUUCAGUGUGAGCUACCAUGUGUCACUAAACAGAGCCCUAAACAUCAUCAACAAUGAGUCUGACAGUCACAAACAAAUCCAGAUGAAUCAUGUUGAUCAUUUGGUUAAUCCUGAAUGUGUUAAAUAA
This is a messenger RNA of Notothenia coriiceps (black rockcod), 1455 nucleotides long. RefSeq names its product zinc-binding protein A33-like. The transcript is spliced from 6 exons. Bases 1 to 1455 code for a protein of 484 amino acids. NCBI's taxonomy places the organism in Eukaryota, Metazoa, Chordata, Actinopteri, Perciformes, Nototheniidae. The record is from RefSeq and is a predicted model, not a curated record. Gene Ontology annotation, molecular function: protein binding.